ACUUCAACUGAGAAGCCAACUACAACUGAAGCACCAACCACAACCACAACAUCUACAAUACCACCAACUGAACCCACUACUUCAACUGAGAAGCCAACUACAACUGAAGCACCAACCACAACAUCUACAAUACCACCAACUGAACCCACUACUUCAACUGAGAAGCCAACUACACCUACAACUGAAAAAACAACCACAACUACCAAGUCGACAGCACCACCAACUGAACCCACUACUUCAACUGAGAAGCCAACUGCAACUACAACUAAAGGACCAACCGCAACCACAACUGAAGCACCAACCACAACUACAACAUCUACAAAACCACCAACUGAACCCACUACUCCAACUGAGAAGCCAACUACAACUACAACCGAGAAAACAACCACAACUACCAAGUCGACAGCACCACCAACUGAACCCACUACUUCAACUGAGAAGUCAACUGCAACUACAACUAAAGGACCAACCGCAACCACAACUGAAGCACCAACCACAACUACAACAUCUACAAAACCACCAACUGAACCCACUACUCCAACUGAGAAGCCAACUACACCUACAACUGAAAAAACAACCACAACUACCAAGUCUACAGCACCACCAACUGAACCCACUACUCCAACUGAGAGGCCAACUACAACUAAAGGACCAAUCACAACCACAACUGAAGCACCAACCACAACCACAACAUCUACAAAACCACCAAUUGAACCCACUACUCCAACUGAGAAGCCAACUACACCUACAACCGAAAAAACAACCACAACUACCAAGUCGACAGCACCACCAACUGAACCCACUACUUCAACUGAGAAGCCAACUACAACUGAAGCACCAACCACAACCACA
This is a messenger RNA of Scatophagus argus, 852 nucleotides long. RefSeq names its product salivary glue protein Sgs-3-like. The record is from RefSeq and is a predicted model, not a curated record. The annotation marks the transcript as partial. The transcript has a single exon. NCBI's taxonomy places the organism in Eukaryota, Metazoa, Chordata, Actinopteri, Scatophagidae.